UGAGUUCAGAGAAACUGAAACUGAAGUGCAGAUGAGCUGUUGUGUGUGUGUCUCUGUAUUCAUGCAGUAAAAUGGCAGAAGCCAGAUUUUCUCAGGAUGAGUUCAUGUGUCCAGUAUGUCUGGAUCUCCUGAAGGAUCCAGUGGCCAUUCCCUGCGGACACAGUUACUGUAAGAGCUGUAUAACAAGCUUCUGGGAUCAGGAGGAUGAGAAGAGAGUCUACAGCUGCCCUCAGUGCAGACAGACCUUCAGUCCAAGACCUGCUUUAGGUAAAAACACCAUUCUAGCUGAAAUGGUGGAGAAACUGAAGAAGACUAAACUUCCUGCUGACUGUUAUGCCGGAGCCGGAGACGUGCAGUGUGAUGUCUGUACUGGAAGAAAAUACAAAGCCAUCAAGUCCUGUCUUAUGUGUCUGGAGUCUUACUGUCAAACUCAUUUUGACCGUCAUGAGGAAUUUCACUCUCGUAAACCACACAAAGUGAUUGAUGCCACUGGACGACUGCAGGACAUGAUCUGCCGUAAACAUGAUAAACUCCUUGAGGUUUUCUGUUGCACUGACCAGAAGUGUAUAUGUAUGCUGUGUAUGAUGGAUGAACAUAAAAACCAUGACACUGUAUCAGUUGCAGCACAGAGGACAGAGAAACAGAAACAGCUGAAGGAGACGCAGAUGAAGAUCCGUCAGAGAAUCCAGCAGAGACAGAAAGAUCUUCAGCAGCUGAGAGAGGCUGUGAAGUCUCAUAAGCGCUCUGCACAGACAGCAGUGGAGGACAGUGAGAGGAUCUUUACUGAGCUCAUCCGCUCCAUUGAGAGGAGCCGCUCUGAGGUCACACAGCUGAUCAGAGAUCAGGAAAAGGCUGCAGUGAGUCGAGCUGAAGGACGACUGGAGCGACUGGAGCAGGAGAUCAAUGAUCUGAGGAGGAGAGACGCUGAGCUGGAGCAGCUUUCACACACACAUGAUCACAUCAAAUUCCUGCAGAGUUUCCAGUCUCUCUCAGCACCUCCUGAAUCUACACAUGAACCCGGUGAUCCCUUCAGUUCUCUCUCUUUUGAUGGCAUGAGAGAAUCUGUCCGUCAGCUGAGAGACAAACUGGAGGAUUUCUGCAAAGAGGAGAUCAAGAAGAUCUCUGACAGAGUCACAUUCACCAACAUUGUUCCCAGGACCAGGAACGACUUCCUACAGUAUUCCCAUCAGCUCACUCUGGAUCUGAACACAGUGAAUAAACGCCUCUGUCUGUCUGAGAGGAACAGAGUGAUUAAUAACACUGGCACAGAGCAGCCAUAUCCUGAUCAUCCAGACAGAUUUGAUCCAAGGUGGCAGGUGUUGUGUAGAGAGAGUGUGUGUGGACGCUGUUACUGGGAGAUUAAGUGGAGUGGGAGUGUGUAUAUGUCUGUGUCAUAUAAGAGCAUCAGCAGGAAGGGAGGGGGUGAUGAGUGUGUGUUUGGAUAUAAUGAUCAGUCCUGGAGUUUGUACUGCUCUUCCUCCAGAUACUCAUUUUGGCACAAUAACAUACGCACUGAUCUCCCUGUAAAGUCCAUCAGCAGUAGAAUAGGAGUGUAUGUGGAUCACAGUGCAGGAACUCUGUCCUUCUUCAGCAUCUCUGACACAAUGAGACUCAUCCACACAGUCCAAACCACAUUCACUCAGAUGCUCUAUCCUGGGUUUUGGGUUGGUUCAGGAUCAUUAGUGAAACUGUGUUGAUGAAUCAGAAUAGAUCAUAGAGAGAUUUUACCCACAACUCUUUCAUUCAUUCAUUACAUUAAGUCUCCAUUCCUGGGGGCAAACACAAAUAUCUGUAAAAUCUUAAUUCUAUGGAGAAAGUUUUUUUUUUUUUUUUUUUGCAGUGUAAAUAUUGUAUUAUAUUAUGUUGUUUAACCCUUUAAGACUUGAAGGCUUUUUUAGAGGUUUUUUUUUUUUUUUUUCUUUCUGAGCGACAUACACAAAAGUAAAGACUCAUAACUCCAAAACUGUAGCAAGGAGAGUCAAAAGGUAGGUAUCAUUUGAUAGAACACUUUUUAAAUUCUUAGAAAAUAUAAAUUACAUUACAUUUGGACAUUUUCAUGCUGAGAAACCGUUGAUAAAAGACAAAAAAUAUCUAUAAUGUUUUUUAUAAUUUUUCUUUUUUUUUUAAAUUUGACAUGGAAUAACUCAGGAAGGCAAUAAGAUCGGAGAAAAAAUCUUUUUUGGUGAUGCUCUUCUAUAUGUGAGCUGCAUCUGGUUCAAAUGUACAAAUUUGUGGUUAUGGCAUAAAAUAUAGUUGAAUAAAGUGUUAUUCAUUUUUUCACAGCCAGAUGGCGCCCUCGGGUGGUAAACUCCGUUUUAGAGGCACUUCUCAGUCGUUAGGAGUUUUUCAAAAUGAUUAGAUGCACUAAAAAGCUGAGUUUCUAAGCUUUAAAAUGAUAUCUAUUUUGUGUUAUAUAUGGUCCAGGAACAUUGGAUACACACUGCAUACCGGAAAGGUGAGAGAGAUGUUUUUAGCCAAGUCAGAAUGGCCACUUCUAGUGGCAAUUACUAAGCUCUCAGGGAGCCAAUAUAAAACCAAACUAAUCAGUGAGGUUAACUUAUAGCUCAGCCUGAGCUAAAUAUCAAACAACACAUUCCAACAGGCAAUGUACUCAGUAAAGCACUUAACACACUUAAAGCAGACGAGUACAAAAAACUCCGCCAACAUGCUCCAAAAGGAGGCCCAGAUUGGUCAUGGACCAUUGGAUUGGUCAUUGGUCAAGCCUGCGCCAUCAUGUUCUUAAAGGAGGCCCAAACCAGGGUCUGCGACUCCAGAAGACAUGUGGCGUCAGCUAGUGGCAUCUGUCUAAGCUCUAAGGGAGCCUAAUCUGAGAACCAAACAAUAAAGUGAGGUUACCUAGCUAAACUCAACUUGAGCUUAAAUCUACACAUUCCAACAGGCAAUGAACUCAGUAACAACACUGUAAACCCUGAAGUAGGGGAGUACAAAGAAAUAUGUUAUCGUGCUCUGAAGGAGGCCCAAAACCGGCCUACCACCUCAACAGACACGGACAUAAACCUGUGGCAGUGUCUAAAUUCUAAGUGAGCGAAACUCUGAACAAAAACAUCCGCCAACAAGAGCUUGUGACACUUACAAGCUACAGUGCUUAGAAAGAGGCUUAUCUGACGAAAGCCUUCAACUCCCAAAAAUGCAACAAAAUUCUUGUGGCAGUGUUUGAACUCUAAGGGAGCUAACAAAGGAACUAAACUGACUAGUGAGGUUCCCAAGGCGAACUCAACCUGAGCAAUGCAUUCCAGCAGGCCAUGUACUCAGUAAACACCUUUACUCUUAAUGCAAGGGGAGUACAAAAUAAUCACCACGCUCUGAAGGAGACCAUAAACAAGCCUACUAUUACAGAAACAGGUGCUAACCUGUGGCAGCAAUAGAGUAGCUCACAUUGUGUAGGGCAAAAACUAAAACUUAAAGCAUAAAAGUGAUGCUUUAUUUUCAUUCAUGCCAUCCUGAACACAAGGAUGGAUGCCUUAAACCAACCAGAAUUUUAUACAUCUGUACUGAACCCUAGGGAACAGGAGCUGGACAAAGCUGACACUGUUACACUCAAACUUGAAUGUUAAUUCAAGGGGUUCAAGGGAAAGGCAAACACAGUAUGAAUGAAAAUUCUACACAAGUGGGGCCUACGCAACACUAGCAUUCUCUUAUCUACCUAAAGAUAAGGGGCCUAACACCUGAGACAACGGCACCAGGGAGGCUAAUGAUAGCCUUCUACCUUAGCUGCUAUCUAUCUUGCACCUACACUACAAGUGGUAAAGGGCUUUUUGGCCUGACAACUCAGAAAGAGGAGGCCAGAACUAGGAAACUAUACAACCUAACAAGGGAAGUAAUGAUAAAAGGGGGAAUGCAAAGCAAACACCUAACCCUAGUUCUUAGCCUAGGCCAGCUAAGCUGUGGGCCCAUAGGGCCACACAUAAGCAUAGAUCUGCCUGGGGCUAAAACUCGGCCUACAAACUCAUGAAAGAAGAGGCUACUCUAAACUCUAAAAUAAGAGCUCAAAGGAGCAAAGCUCAACCCAAGCAAACAAUGUCAGGCGGCCCAGGAGGCCGACACUAGACAUAGAUCUAUCUGAAGUAAAGAGUGCUAACCUUAAAACCUCAAAACUUUUUACUAUCAAGCCAGAAGGUGGGCCAUCAGAAUCAUAUUCAUCAUGGGCCCUGUCCUCAGCCUGACUGUAAGAAAGCCUGAGCGUGUUGCAUUUUAAAAUUCCAUGACCAGGAGGUGGAAGAAGAGAGGAGAGGGUAGAAGAGAACUACCCUCGCAGAGAGGAAACCAAUCACUGACGCUGCUGGCGUUUGUGGUUGAUUACCUCCCUCAGAUCCUGCAUCUUCUUCCUAGAGUCCCGCCUUCUCUGGGACUUACUCCAAGGAGGAGGAGGUGCCCGAGAGGCAACAGUGGACCUCUGGCCCUGUCUCCGAUCCUCGAAUCGUGACAGGCCAGGACCUCCUGUCUGUCUGGGCCCAGGAUCGGAUCUGAGCGGUAUGCAGUUCUUAAACGCUGCCGAGCGCGCCUUCGCCUCUCUGAAUUUUUCCACCACCGCCUCGACGGAGGUACCAAAACGUUCAGAGGGCGAAACCGGUGCAUCGAGGAGAAAGCCCUUUUCUUUCUCCCCGAUGUCAGCCAGGUUCAACCACAGGUGUCUCUCCAUGGCCACCAUCACUGCCAUCGAUCUUCCAAUCGAAGCAACGGUUUGCUUUGUGGCCCGGAGAGCCCGCCUCAGGGGUCCUUCAGCAAGUCAGCUUGGUAGGCCUGUAACACCGCCAUGGUGUGUAAGGCCGCACCAGCCUGACCCGCUGCUGUGUAUGCCCUGCCAUUUAAGCGAGAGGUGGUCUUAAGGGGCUUAGAAGGCAGGACCAGAGCUUUCAGUAUUGGGGCCUGCCCAGUGAUGAGAUAGUUCGCAAACAUCUCGUCAAUAGGGGGCAUCGACACAUACCCAUGUUGGCUCAAUCCCUCCACAUCAGCGAAAUUCCCCCGCUGAUGCAGAUGAAUACGAGCCGAAUAUGGGUUCUUCCAUGCCUUCUCGAUCUCCACAUGAAGAUCAGGAAGGAAUGGAAGGCUCACGGGGGCUGCUUUGUUAUGGCCAGAAAGGAAUCACUCAUCAAGCCGUCCGCAUGCGGCCCCUCUCUUAACGCGCUCCCAUGGCAGCUGCAGUCUGCCAGAAGCGCGUUCCAUAACUUCAAGCAGCUCCGCAUACGCAGGGCAGGGAGGCUUUGAAGUUUCAGCAGGCUCACCUGCUUCCUCUUCAACAGCCAUCUCCUGCUCUUUUGGGCUUUCAGCCAGAAGAGCACUUGCUGCUGGAUCUGACAAUGUCAAAGACAAGACAUCGUCAUCAUCCAACAGCUCACCCUCGUCAGCCACAGAGGGUUGAGAGAGAUUUAUAUCUCUCUCAAAUUCCUCCGCGAGCUCCAUCUGCGAGCCCCAUGAUUUCAGCCGCCGCUCUGCCUCAGCACGAGCGGGGCCAGAACCACCAGGCACCGAUGCCGGCUCCUCUCCCCUCGAGAAGAGGGCCAGACGAGAGCGGAGCGUUCUCAUUGGUAGACGCUCACAAUUCGCACAGACAGCACCCUCAAGCACUGUCCAUGCGUGCUCUUCUCCCAGACAGAAAAUGCACAGAUUGUGUGUUGUAAUCGCCAAACAGACAAAACAGUCCCUGAAGACGAAAACACACUGACUGGUUCUCUAGGCACCCCUUAUAUACUUCCGGGUCGUGCUAUGAUGACGUCAUAGGCUGUCGCCGGCCAAUAGGAUUGGUAGGAUUUGACAAUUGCUUUCAGACACCGGUUCACGUGAUAGCAUUCCCCAUAUGCGUUUCAACGCAGUGUAGAGUUCCCUUUCGAAAGGGAACUGGACAUUUUAACGUUUCCAUAACCAAAACAGAAUGUUUGGAAAAUGUUCUUAGAACAAAAAUUUGUUAGUUGGGAUGGUAUGGGGAUAACACAAGCUUGUCUUGAAAAAAGGUUGUUGCUAACACGUGUUUAAAUGGGACUACAGAGGUUAUUGGUGACAUUAAACAUCAAGUUGAACACGUAAACUCAUCUACUCACUAGUCACUUUCACAGCCUCGUGUUUAUAAUCAUCACGCUCUUGCAAACUACUGUAACUCUAGCUUUAGGGAAAAUGUUUAAAUAAGGGCUGAAUAAACUGUCAAAAGCUUA
Ctenopharyngodon idella (grass carp) is the source of this 6167-nucleotide messenger RNA. Its product is annotated as tripartite motif-containing protein 16-like. The transcript has 6 exons. Lineage: Eukaryota; Metazoa; Chordata; Actinopteri; Cypriniformes; Xenocyprididae. Gene Ontology annotation, molecular function: zinc ion binding; protein binding. Bases 72 to 1697 code for a protein of 541 amino acids. The record is from RefSeq and is a predicted model, not a curated record.